ACUGGUGGUUGCAUGGUAUCCCUCUGAAAAAGACUUAAAACUCAAGCAAGCAGUUCAAAUACUGACCAACAAAAAGUAAUGUAAAACAACAUUCAAACACAACGAUAUCAUUUUCUCUUCAACAUUUUUUUUUUUUUUUUCCCUAAAUGAAGCAGCUUUCUAUAGACCGCCGGAUCCAAUCCCUCUUCCCUAUUGUGUUGGCUUCUCUUCUCGUCUUAGGGACUGCAAAGCUGGUCCUUGAAAAGUUGAAGAGCAACCAUAGCUAUGCUUUUCAGAUAAAUGGCAGGGCAAGAGAUGGAAAGCAUGGACUAGCAGUUAUUGUUUCUCCUGAGGACCGCAUCGAUGAAAGUUGCAACGUUUUCGAAGGAGAAUGGGUAUGGGACAAUGUCUCUCAUCCUCUUUAUACAGAAGAGAGUUGCCCCUACCUGGUAAAACAGGUUACUUGCCAAAGGAAUGGAAGACCUGAUUCUUUCUAUAAGAACUGGAGGUGGCAGCCUAAUGGAUGCAAACUCCCAAGGUUUGAUCCAUUGAAGUUGCUGCAAAUUUUGCGAGGAAAACGACUAAUGUUUGUUGGAGACUCUGUACAAAGAGGCCAGUUCGAAUCCUUGGUGUGUAUGCUCCAAUCUGUCAUACCUGAAGGAAAGAAAUCGCUUGAAAGAAUUCCUCCCAGGAAGAUCUUUAAAAUCCAGGAAUUUGAUGCAUCGAUCGAGUAUUACUGGGCUCCAUUCAUCGUCGAGUCGAUUUCAGAUCAUGCAACAAAACAUACUGUGUUGAAACGGCUGGUGAAGCUUGACUCCAUAUCAACCCAUGGCAAACAUUGGAAAGGAGUUGAUGUGUUGGUGUUUGAGAGCUAUGUAUGGUGGAAGUAUAAGCCUACAAUCAACGCAACAUAUGGGAGUCCGGAUGACGUGGAAGAAUACAAUGUGACCACUGCAUAUAGAUUGGCUUUAGAAACAUGGGCAAAUUGGUUAGAAUCCAGCAUCAACCCCUACACUCAGAAGGUCUUCUUCAUGAGUAUGUCCCCCACACAUUUAUGGAGCUGGGAGUGGAAACCUGGGAGCAAUGAAAACUGCUUUAAUGAAUCAUACCCAAUCCAAGGUCCAUAUUGGGGUACCGGUUCAAGUCUGGAAAUCAUGGACAUAGUACAUGACAUAUUAGAAGAAUUGAAAGUCAAUGUGACAUUAUUGAAUAUUACUCAGUUGUCAGAAUUUCGGAAAGAUGCUCAUACAACAAUAUAUGGUGAACGCAAGGGCAAGCUCUUGACCAAGGAACAGAGAUCUGAUCCAAAGAACUUCGCUGAUUGCAUUCAUUGGUGCUUACCAGGCGUCCCUGAUACAUGGAAUGAAAUUCUGUAUGCAUAUUUGUUAAAGAAUCACCAAAAUGUAUCAUAACCUGAAUGAUAAAAUAGGCGAGGCUCUGUGAAAUCUAUGAGGUACAUUAGUAUGCCGAUAUUGGAUAUUAAUAACUACGACAUUUUUUUUCAUUUUUUUAAGCAGGGAAGAAGAAUAAGGAACCAGUGGCACAAGCAUUAGCACAAGAUUAUAACCUUUUAUUCUUUUCUUAAUCAAAGACACAAAUGUAAUGUUGUACAAUGAUUUCAGAGUUAUUGCAAGUUUGCGUAAGGAAGAACGCCAAUUUCGUCAUACCUUCCACA
Molecule: messenger RNA, 1654 nt
Organism: Ziziphus jujuba (common jujube)
Lineage: Eukaryota; Viridiplantae; Streptophyta; Magnoliopsida; Rosales; Rhamnaceae
Product: protein trichome birefringence-like 31
Exons: 5
Coding region: 147-1391 (414 amino acids)
Cellular component (GO): Golgi apparatus
Molecular function (GO): O-acetyltransferase activity
Source: RefSeq, a predicted model, not a curated record